Mizuhopecten yessoensis (Yesso scallop) is the source of this 1753-nucleotide messenger RNA. Its product is annotated as queuine tRNA-ribosyltransferase catalytic subunit 1-like. The transcript has 9 exons. The coding region runs from base 17 to 1210 and encodes 397 amino acids. Gene Ontology annotation, cellular component: cytosol. The record is from RefSeq and is a predicted model, not a curated record. Gene Ontology annotation, molecular function: tRNA-guanosine(34) queuine transglycosylase activity. NCBI's taxonomy places the organism in Eukaryota, Metazoa, Mollusca, Bivalvia, Pectinida, Pectinidae.
GGGAAUCCCCAAAAAUAUGGCUUCCAAAGGAACACAUGCUCUGUCUCUUCGGAUACUGGCAGAGUGUAAAACUACAAAAGCUAGGACAUGCAAGUUACAUUUACCCCAUUACGUGGUAGACACGCCUGUGUUUAUGCCAGUCGGAACACAGGGUACUUUGAAAGGUCUCGUCCCGGAACAGCUCGAAGAGUUAGAUUGUAAAAUAAUGUUGGGGAAUACCUACCAUCUAGGCAACAGACCGGGUCAUGAACUGUUGAAGAAAGCAGGAGGCCUGCAUAAUUUUAUGAAGUGGAACAGAUGCUUACUGACGGACAGUGGUGGAUUCCAGAUGGUGUCGCUACUGAAGCUGGCUGAAAUAACAGAGGAAGGAGUGAAAUUUCAGUCUCCCCAUGAUGACUCGGAGAUGAUGCUCACCCCUGAAAUGUCCAUCCAGAUACAAAAUGCUAUUGGUGCUGAUAUAAUUAUGCAGUUGGACGAUGUGGUCCACAGUUGUGUAACUGGACCCAGAGUAGAGGAGGCUAUGUACAGAACCAUAAGAUGGUUGGAUAGAUGUUUGAAGGCCCAUCAGAGACCACAUGACCAAAACAUUUUCCCCAUUGUACAAGGAGGACUGUACCCAGAGCUUCGCAAGAAAUGUGUUCAAGAGCUGAUAAAACGAGAGGUUCCUGGCUAUGCUAUAGGGGGGUUGAGUGGGGGAGAGAGUAAGGACGACUUUUGGAGAAUGGUCACAUUGUCUACAGAAUAUCUACCAAAGGACAAACCCAGAUACCUGAUGGGGGUGGGGUUUGCUGUUGACCUUGUGGUCUGUGUGGCCUUGGGAUGUGACAUGUUUGACUGUGUGUUCCCAACAAGAACAGCUAGAUUUGGAAAUGCUUUGGUGCCAACUGGUAAUCUCUCGCUGAAGAAUAAGAAGUACGCUAAGGACUUCAGUCCUAUUGAUGAUCAGUGCCCAUGCUCUACCUGUAAACAGUACACACGUGCUUACCUACACACCAUUGUUACCAACGAGACCGUCUCCUGUCAGUUGUUGUCUGUACACAAUGUCGCGUACCAGCUAACACUGAUGACCGGCAUACAACAGAGUAUUGUAGAGGACAGAUUCCCACAGUUAAUACAGGACUUCUUUGAUAAACAGUUUCCUGAUACAGACUAUCCCCAGUGGGCUGUGGACGCUUUAGCAUCAGUUAAUGUCAACAUCAAGAAAAGUUGACACUGAACAAUUGAUAGGAGUAUCCAAUUUGUAUGUUAACAAAAGUGUCAGUCAACUGCUGUAGUAUCUAUUUCUAAGCAUAGAAGCGCUGUUUAAACUGACUGGGAAUGUCAGUACGAAAACAUAAAUCAUAAAUGUUUAGAUGUGGUGAAACCUGUCUGAACAGGACAUCAUCAGGACAACUGGGAAAAGACAGUUUGUCAGAUAAACAAGGUCCAAGAUACAGAGAUAUGUAUACAGCAGGACCAUUGAGGAAACAAAUUUCUAAUCCCUACUCCUAACAGGUUGUGGAAUGCACAAUUUUCAACGAGGUGAUUGCAAAUAAAAUCCCUAGCUUUUAUACAAGUUAUUCCCAAUUUAUUGGAUUUUACUAGAAUAUGAUGUUGAUGAUCUAUGAACACUAUUCACACUAGUAAUGGGGACUCCUAAUUAAGGCAAGGUUGAAGCCCACAAGAUGAAGGAUGCAUCAACAGUAAAGAUUCUUAUCAUUUUGUAGUUUAAUAACGUAAUUUGGAGAAAAUGUGCAAUAAAAAUGGAAUCAUU